Molecule: messenger RNA, 1959 nt
Organism: Aplysia californica (California sea hare)
Lineage: Eukaryota; Metazoa; Mollusca; Gastropoda; Aplysiida; Aplysiidae
Source: RefSeq, a predicted model, not a curated record
ACACACACGGUCUCUCUACGGUGACGCCUUCUUGCAAGAACCGGAACUGCGGAGACCCAAGCCGAGUGCCUUGUGCGUGUGGUGGAGUCUGCGCCUGGACUGGCAACUGCUGUGACGAUAUCAAUGACCAUUGCCCAGGGGAGGAGGAGAAAUUUCUAAGCAAGUUACCUUUUAAUGUUAGGCACGCCACAGCCUCCUGCAUUGACUAUGCGGAGUAUUUAGGUAUCAUUGACUGCCCGAGCCGGGGUGGGCGUUCUGACAUCAGAAAACGAGACGUUGGGGUCUUUGAUCUUGACCAAGAAGACAUUGUCGGUUAUCUCAAAAGUAUUACUCCCGUUUUCGACAAGAGCACGAAAAUAAUCUACAAAAAUGUCAACGUUUUCCGUUGUUACGCCACCGAGGAUUCAAACACUCUUUUAUGGAGUGUAAAUUUAGCCCCACAGAACGAUCAUGUUUUUGAUUCUAUCAACACGACAUCCGAUUUGUUUUAUCUGAUCAGACGGUCGGUUGUGAAUGGAUUUUUACUCCCCAUCGACGAUAUAGAAGUAGAACUUUGCAGCAGCGCUGGUCAAAGAUCAGUCUUUCUUGAGGUAGGUUUCUCUGAUACUGAGCUUUUGAUUAAGAAUCGCGAUGUAAACAAAUACCCAUGGAAGUCCAUACGAUGUGGCGAACUACAAAAUGAGUCCUGUUCAUUGGAGCUGUGUCACAUAGGAGGUGAAAAAGUCGAUAAUUAUCAUGGUUGUGUCUAUCCAUGGCAACUAAGAGUUACGGUUGUCUACCCUUCCCCAAAGUUUGAGGCUGAAGUAGUUGAUAGCAUAAGCAAGCAACUUAUCUGUCUUUUGAGGUCUUCGUCAGAAAUCUUGACCGUCGAAGUAUCCCAAGGUCCACAUAUACCCCAGACGGAAAAUUUUCCUCCAAUCGAUCAUUUCACAAUAGACUUCAGAGUGAACUUGACACGAACCAAGCUAGACCGGAGUUACGUCGUAGAGAUUCUCUCUAGCGUUAUCAGUGUUCAUCUAGAAGACGACCCGCGGAACUUUUCCCAAGAUUUCCGAAACUAUAUGAAGGGUCGUUUACGUGCGGGAGACGACCUACUUUCACUGACAGGUACCACUGCGCGCCCGACCUUUCUGAAUGGCUUUGACGAUGACUCACGGAUUGUACAAGGUGACAACAAAGCAUCUGAAGAUAACAAUUCUACGGCAGGUGAUCUUAUGCCUUUGGCAGUCUGUGUUGAAGUUGACUCCAAUGAACUGCAUUCCAAUGAAGAAAGCUGCCCCGGUUUUUUUCAGUUAAUUCGUUAUACAAACAAACUACACCCGGGAUGCUUAGAAGGGAUAGUUAGAUAUAGGUCCAGUCAGACAUCUGCGGAGAGUAGAUUCUUUGUUCCUAUUCCAUUAAUUUCUUUUCUUUUGUUUGCCACGAUUAUAGAGGCCCUUUGACUGCUUUGAAGCAACGUUCGUCGUGACAUAUAUCCACCCCCCACCCCCCUCUAUCAAAAUCUUUUCAACAACCAGACCAACUUCUAGCCUGAACAAGACACAACACAUGUUUUUCAUUUGGUUUCUUAUAUAAUUAUUUGCUUAUAGAUAACAUUAAAAUAUCUUAUCUUCUCGCUUAUUCCUUUUCAUCUCAACUGUUUUGUUCCGUGUGUAUGCAAAAUAUGAGCUGGCUGCAUGAAUUAAAGUAGUGUCCAGUUCUAAGAUAAGUAAUACGUAAGACCUUCACUGCAUCGUCCUUGCUAUUCGUAUUUUCCCAAAAAUACGUUGCACAAUAUGUGCUUUUUAAAAUUUAAGCAUGUUGUUUUUGUUUUAGUGUAAGUACAUAUUCAAUAUCCUUAGCGUAGGUAUGCAAUUGGCUAUGUAUGUUCAACCCUUAUAUACGAUUGUGAAGGCCGGACAUCCUCUGAAGACAAAGAAAAUAAAACUGAAGCUGCAGAAAUGCGGUUUCUUACGGGGC